AUGGCUCAGCGUGGACGACGUGUCUUCAAAAAGGCGUGUGCCAGCGGCAGGCUGACCGUCUACUUGGGUCGCCGCGACUUUUACACCACCAAAGGCAUGGAUGAUAUUGUCGAUGGCAUGGUCAAGGCUGAUCCUGCCGAUCUCCAGGGCCAAGGCAUCUUUGUGCGCCUGCGUUGCACGCUGAAUGAAAUCAAGCAGGUCUACCCGCCACCAGAGGGCAUGAAGCUCACGGCGCUGCAGCGCAAACUUCAAAGCAAGCUGGAGAACAACGCCUUUCCUUUCAAGUUUGAGGUCCCCGAAGGCCUUCCUAACUCCGUCACCCUUCAAGGGCAGCCUGGUGCCCGGGGACAGGACGCCCGAUGUGGCGUCGACUGGGACCUGAAAAUUUACAUUGCCGACACGGCCGAGGAUCGCCCUUCCAAACGCAAUACAGUUGUGCUGGCCAUUCGCAAGUUGGCUUUUGCACCGUUGGAUGAGAGCGAUGACGUGGCUCCCAGCGACACGGCCGUCAAGAAACUGGCCCUGGGUGGCGAGCCCAUCACCAUGCAGGUCUUCCUGGAUCGCCGAACAUACAUGCAUGGUGAUCCUAUUGAGGUCACCGUCAAGGUAGACAAUGGCUCCAAGAAGCAGCUUAAGAACAUGGACAUCCUAGUCCGCCAGUUUGCCACUCUCAAGGCUGAAGCUGGUCUCUCGGGCUCCACCCGCAAGACCCACAUUGUGGAGAUGAAGCCCAGCGUGCAUCUUCCGAUUGCCCCCUCCUCACAAUGGGCUGAGACCUUUGCCAUCAUCCCGUCAGUCGAGGGUCUCGAGGACCAAUACCGCCUUGCCCUCGAUGGGCAGAUCAAGGAUGAGCCCACGGGCCUGGCCUCCUCUACCCAGUGCGUUUGUGCAGAGCUCAUGUGGCCACGAGCCGAUAAACCAUCCCGUGCCCAAAAUUGUUGCCAUUCCUCUUGGCUGAUGCCCCCCCCCCCGUCCUCGACCAUGCUGCACAGGUUGACGCAAUCCAGCUUGGACGAUAAUGUCGGAAUCUUCGUGUCAUACGAGGUCAAGGUCAAGCUGCACGUGGGCAUGGGCAGUGAGCUCGAUUGCAAGACCCCCUUCAUGUUGCUUGCACCACCCCCCAACGCGCUGGGCGUGUCUGUGGGCAUUGAGCCCCCACCAACGCCGGCCCUUGUCAAGGAUGCGGAGAAUGACGGCUACAUGUCCGUGCCGACCACCCCGCGCAAUGCGCCACGAAUGACUUUUGACGAACUUGACCGCAUGAUGGAUAACGACGGCGAUUUGGACCUGGUCUUUGAGGAUUUUGUCAACAAGCGUGCUGAAAAGUUUUUUAGCCAGCCAGACCGUGAUGUAGAGGAAUAUCAAGAUGAUGAUGACGACGACGAGUAA
Monosiga brevicollis MX1 is the source of this 1389-nucleotide messenger RNA. RefSeq lists its product as uncharacterized. The record is from RefSeq and is a predicted model, not a curated record. Lineage: Eukaryota; Choanoflagellata; Craspedida; Salpingoecidae. The coding region runs from base 1 to 1389 and encodes 462 amino acids. Gene Ontology annotation, molecular function: G protein-coupled receptor binding. Gene Ontology annotation, biological process: G protein-coupled receptor internalization; signal transduction. The transcript is spliced from 10 exons. Gene Ontology annotation, cellular component: cytoplasm.